Misgurnus anguillicaudatus (oriental weatherfish) is the source of this 2180-nucleotide messenger RNA. It is a transcript of the gene lta4h, whose product is annotated as leukotriene A4 hydrolase. Gene Ontology annotation, molecular function: leukotriene-A4 hydrolase activity; aminopeptidase activity; metallopeptidase activity. The record is from RefSeq and is a predicted model, not a curated record. Gene Ontology annotation, cellular component: cytosol; nucleus. Gene Ontology annotation, biological process: leukotriene biosynthetic process; proteolysis; peptide catabolic process. Lineage: Eukaryota; Metazoa; Chordata; Actinopteri; Cypriniformes; Cobitidae.
GUUAAAAUCCAGCCUCAGCGCGAGCCGACCGUUCUCUGUAUCGACCAUGGCUCCUGUUUCGGACCCGAGCUCCUUCUCUUCUCUGUCUAAGUGCGCUACCAAGCACUUAAAUCUCACCUAUCACGUUGAUUUUGACAGGCACGUGCUGAAAGGAAAGGUCGCCCUGACAGUGGAGGUUCUGGAGGAUAAAUUCACUUCUCUGACGCUUGACUCAAAGGACCUGAAGAUCUUUAAGGUUUCUGCAAAUGGCCAGGCAGCAACUUUUGCUUUGGGGGCUCAGCAUAAAUUUAAGGGUUCUCCUCUAGAGAUCACCCUGCCAUUCGAGCUGUCACGUGGGCAGCAUGUGAUUAUCGAGAUCGACUUUGAGACGUCUCCUAGUGCCACAGCUCUGCAAUGGCUGACCCCCAAACAGACUGCUGGGAAAAAACAUCCCUAUCUGUUCAGCCAGUGCCAGGCUACUCAUUGCAGGACUAUGGUGCCCUGCCAAGACACUCCUUCUGUCAAGCACACUUACUAUGCACAGGUGUCUGUACCCAAAGAGCUGGUGGCCUUGAUGAGCGCAUUGCAUGAUGGGCAGGAAGCAGAUCCAAAUGACAGCAGCCGAAUCAUUUAUCGUUUCAGACAGCCUGUUCCCAUGCCCUCUUAUCUCAUUGCCAUUGUAGUUGGCGCAUUGGAAAGCAGGGAUAUUGGACCCCGCUCCAAAGUUUGGUCUGAGAAGGAGUUUGUUGACCUGGCAGCAUUUGAGUUCUCAGAGACUGAGAUCAUGCUGAAGACGGCUGAGAGCCUUGCAGGGCCGUACGUUUGGGGACGUUAUGAUGUCCUGGUUCUGCCUCCGUCUUUUCCUUACGGUGGCAUGGAGAACCCCUGCCUUACGUUUGUCACCCCAACUGUACUGGCUGGAGAUCGGUCCCUUGCUGGCGUCAUCGCUCAUGAGAUUUCUCACAGCUGGACAGGGAACCUGGUGACCAAUAGGACCUGGGAGCAUUUCUGGUUGAAUGAGGGUCACACAGUGUAUUUAGAGCGAAUGAUUGCCAGGUCUAUGGAGAGUGAACAGCUCAGGCAGUUUAAAGGCAUUGGAGGAUGGAAGGAGCUGCAGGAGGCUGUGAAACAGUUUGGAGCAAACAAUGUCCUUACAAACCUGGUUCCAAAUCUGCAUGAGGUGGACACGGAUGAGGCCUUCUCCUCCGUGCCUUAUGAGAAAGGAUUUGCUUUGCUUUAUCAUCUGGAGGAACUACUGGGAGGUCCAGAAGUCUUCAUGGGCUUUGUGAAGUCCUACAUUCAGCUUUUCGCCUAUGGCAGCGUAACCACAGAGGAAUGGAAAGACUAUCUGUUCACUUAUUUCAAAGACAAGGUGGACAUCCUGAAUAAAGUGGACUGGAAUGGAUGGAUGCACACACCAGGAAUUCCCCCAGUUAAACCACAGUAUGACACCACUAUGGCCGAUGCCUGCACUUCUCUGUGUGAGAGAUGGGUGAAGGCGAAAGAAGAAGACCUUGCGAGCUUUACUGAGGCAGAUGUGAAGAAACUGAACUCUUAUCAGCUCAUUGAGUUCGUGGCUUUGCUACUGCAAGAGGAGCCCCUGCCUCUGACCCAUGUGAAGAGAAUGCAGGACGUCUACCAGCUCAACAGUGUGAAAAAUGCAGAGGUCCGCUUCAGGUGGUUGCGUGUGUGCGUCAAAGCAAAAUGGGAGGAAGCCGUUCCCCUUGCACUGAAGAUGGCCACUGACCAGGGCAGGAUGAAGUUCACCCGUCCCCUCUUUAAGGAAGUAUACAAUUUCUCCAAGUACAGCGAGGAGGCAGUGAAGGUUUUUAAAGAGCACCGUGGAGCGCUGCACCCUGUCACUGCAAUGCUGGUGGCCAAGGAUCUGAAAGUGGAUGGAAGUUAGGACCCUGGAGCUUCUCACAAGCGCGCUGCUCUUUGCAUUAUUCUUAACUCGAACCCUCAGCAAAUUAGUUAAUGUGAAGAACGAUUUUAUUUUGCUUGGCCAAAGUGCUCAACUGUUUUCACAGUAUCUUGAUGGAUGUUUCUCUCAGGGCUUAUAAAGCAAGCACCCUUUCAGUAUCAUGCAGUAUAUGUCACUCUCAUAUAGUUCAGUGUUAAUAAAAAUCUCUAUAAACAUCAACCUUUUAUACAAUCUCAAUCUCAAAUGAAGGUUUCUGUAAUAAACUCCAUCGUCUGUA